Molecule: messenger RNA, 5662 nt
Organism: Acanthopagrus latus (yellowfin seabream)
Lineage: Eukaryota; Metazoa; Chordata; Actinopteri; Spariformes; Sparidae
Gene: rab11fip5b
Product: rab11 family-interacting protein 5
Exons: 6
Coding region: 29-4549 (1506 amino acids)
Biological process (GO): regulated exocytosis
Cellular component (GO): secretory granule; recycling endosome; phagocytic vesicle
Molecular function (GO): small GTPase binding
Source: RefSeq, a predicted model, not a curated record
AAAGGACACAUAAAGGCAGCGGUGCAAGAUGAUGUCACUGAUCGAUCUGGACGAUGAUCAGCGGUGGGUGCCCACACAUGUCAAUGUCACCGUCCUCCGCGCGAGAGGACUGCGCACCAAGGGCAAGCACGGCAGCCGCUACCUCUACACCAUCAUCCAGGUGGGGAAGGAUAAGUACACCACCGGGCUGGUGGAGAAGGCGGAGGUGCCCGAGUGGAACGAGGAGUGCUGCUUCGAGCUGCUCCCCGGGAUCCUGGAGGACGGCGGCCGGGGCGCGUUCCCCCACGGGAGCGGGGACCUGGUCCUCACCGUCAUGCACCGGGUCCUCAUCGGUCUGGACGUGUUCCUCGGUCAAACCAUCAUCCCGCUCGAUAAGAUCUUUCAGGAGGGAAUGUGUCCGAGAGAUGAAUGGUUCAAGCUCAACUCCAAGGCGGGGAGAAAGGAGAAGGAGCGCGGUGAACUUCAGGUGACGGUCCAGUUCACUCGCAACAACAUGACGGCCAGCAUGUUCGACCUCACCAUGAAGGACAAACCCCGCUCUGCUUUCGGCAAGCUGAAGGAUCGUGUGACAGGGAGGAAGAGGGGGGACGUGGAGUCGUCCUCCGCCAUCGUGCCGGGCCGAUACGCCGCCCUGUCAGGAUCCCAGGGGUUUGGCGAGGAGGGCGGAGUGAUGGUGGAGCCGCCAGAUGUGGAGGUGGUGGAGGAGAAGAGGAGCAAGAUGAAAGAUUUCUUCAAAGGAAGGCUGCGCAAGUCGUCCGACACCAGGUCGUGCUCGUCGCUGGCGUCGGAGAGCAGCGUGUCCAGCGAGAACACCGGACCUCCGCCCAGUCUGGACCUGCUGUCCGACCCUCCCAGCUCUCCCAUCUACACAAGCAAAGUGAGAGUGGACACCCAUUAUGGAGAGGCUGACUUAGCUAAAAAAGUGCUCACCAGCCAGCACACAACAAAGGUCCUCACACACAAGCGAGCCUUCAGCGACGAAGCUAGCAAGAUCACAACAGCCUUCCCUCGUCCAAAUCCUGCGGUGGAGUCUCUCAAGGGUUCGACCAUGACUCAGUCCAAGUCUUCCUUGUGUAUAAAUGGAAGCCACGUCUACGAAUCUGAGCCGUCCACUCCGAAGAGCUCCGCAGCCCAUCCGUCCAAACUGGUCCUGCUGGAGAAGUGUUCCCCGCUGUCGCGCUCCCUGCAGAACCUCACCAAGAGAGGCGAGGACAAAGGUUCCUUUGCCGAAGGCCGACGCUGGUCCUUCGACAAGACGAAGAAAGAGGAAAAAGAGGGUCAAAAAGAGGCUCAGGCAUCGUCUUCCACGGCUCAACAAGCUCAGACAGGAGGUCAACCCGUACAGGCAGUGAUGCCAGGCGCCGUUUCGGGUGCUGGUUCACCUGACAAAGGGAGGAAGCUAAGAAUGACGUUAUUCUCUGGAGGGAGGAGUGAUUCCCUCCCAGCUAAGUCAGACCUGAACCAGGCCGCUCCGACAUCUGAGGGGAGGCUCAAAGGCUGGUUCGGCUCCGGUGACUCCCAGAACAAGCCAAGGCUGGAAAUUUCUCCUAAGGUAGAAAGCAGCUCAGAUGUACCCCCUCCCCUCCCUCCUCGCUCCCCUGUAGCCCCUCAGUGCUCCUCACCCUCUGCCCUCCCCUCCGGUCAUGUCUCACCUGGCGACUGCAAUCACACCAAUCCCUUCACCCCCUCUCCUUCUCCCGCCUCGACCCCCCUCUCCCCUUCCAACCCUUUCUCCUCACAACACAACCCCUUUCUUGAGGAGCUGGUAGCUGAGGAGUCGCAGACGUCCCCUCCUGUUGCGCCUUGCUCCUCUUCUAGCUCAUCCCCCUUUCAUUACACUACCCUUCCCUCCCAGCCCUGCGCACCCAGCACUGCUCACGAUGUGUACGCUUCCAACACGGCUUCCAUAAAGCGUGAGCGGCCCAGGCCGGUAGCUAGACAGGUGUCUCUCCCUGCGAUACUACCUAAAGCAGCCAGGCCUAACUCCCCGAACCAUUCUGCCCCUUGCUCUGCGUCAGGGUGCGUGGGAGAAUGGGAUGACUGGUUCGAUGCCUUCGCCUCCAGCAGGCUCAACUCACCCAAAGGAAGUCUUCCUCACAAGCAGCCGAGGACAAGUCCGAAUUCAUCUCAGCGAUAUAGUUACCCUCCGGUUAAUCACGCACAAGAGCUGCAAACAUGUGAAGAAGAGCCUCCACCUUUACCCCCAAGGAGACUUGUAAGAACUCCGGUGAACGAGAUUUACUCUGACGGCUGGCUGCACAGAGGUCAAGAGCUAGCUGUCCACAAAGAAGCCUACCUCCUCUCACAGACCGGCGUGGCCUCCUUACAACGCGGCAGAGAAGGAGAAAGCAAAAGAAACAGUAUAUCCCCAGACCCUCACACGAGCAGCGAGAUAUCGGACUCCCUCAGCGUGAACUCCCAACCCUACACAAAUGUCACUUCGCCAGGAUUCAUCUCUGAAGAAAAGCUGAAAAAGUUCAAAUAUGAACCUUUAGAAGAUGACACCGACUGCUGGGGAGGGAUGUUGUUCGAGCAAGACUUGUAUGGACGUGCAUGUAGAGGAAACUAUGGACAACCCAGAGUGAACAGCCAUCGCUCUGAAAACUCUGUAAAUAAGAUCACAUCUGUGAACUCAGGACCUAAAAUGGUUCUUGAGAGGGAGAUAUCUGUUGCAGAACUUUUGAACUUGCCAUCUAAGACUUCUGUUACUAGUUCCUCGAAGCCGGAUGCAAAGGUACAAGAUAUGCUGAACGACGAAGGACUUUCUGGCAAUAAGAUCACGUCCAUGAACUCAGAACCAAAAAUGGUUCUCAACAGUGAGACAUCUGCUGCAGACCUCAUGAACUUUUCAUCCACUACUUCUACUACCACUUCUUCCUCAAAGCCAGACGCAACGGUACCAGAAAUUACAACCACUCCAGAGGAGGAGACGGAGUUUGAUCCGCCUGACACCCCAGGCAUCAACAAUAACGUCUCUUUCUCCUUAACUUUAGGAGAUCUGAACAUGAACGUGAAUAAUUCAGAUUUUAGUUUUAUCGACUCUGAUGGCUCUUCCCAGUCUGAGGUAGUUGAUACUCUCAAAGGCAUCAGCAGCUUUGGUGGCACUUUCCCACAAACGUCAGAAGCCUCAGUGAUCGCCGGUUACCAUUCGGAGGCCGUGACCUCACCUCAGGGAAUGUUCACGUUGAAGGACACCUACAUACCUGAGAUGAACUCUUCCUUUGAGAUAACUGCGUCAUCGAAUAAACUGUGCAAAGUCUCUCCGGUGUGCCACGACAACUGCCGGACACAAGAUUGUCGAUGUGAUCUGAAUAACUCCAGGGUAACCAGAAGAGAGAUGGCCGCCUUGUCACCACAGAGUGGAACAUCUGUUCCUCUUGAUCUUGAAUCCAAAGCAGAUUUAACCAGAAGUGUGGGUGAUUUCAAAAAGACGAUUGAUGAUAAUGGAAAUCCAGAGGGUAAAAUAGUCCCGCUCGACCAGAAGGAGUCAUUUUCGGGUGUGGUUAGUGCUCGUUUUAGACCCAAAGGAGUGUCCCGACAGAACAGCAGUGGCAGCCCACACCACCAAAGCAGAAGUGGAGACUUCGGAGAGUUUGAGCAGCUGUUGUCCCUCGUUCAAAAUAUCUCACGUGUCAGUGAAGGACCACUGUCAUACCAGCCCACUAAAUCAGCUCUUUCCACCUUAAUGGCUUUUAAUAAACAGGCAGAUUUGCAAGGAGACAACACCAACAAAGAAGAAGCAAAUUGCAAUGAGUCUAAUUCACUGCGGAAGUCUCGGCUUACGGAGAAAUGCAUCAGUUUCGAAGACCUCCACGCCAAAGUAGCACCCUACUCGAGAACUCUCUCAGAGUCAAAGAUUGGGCAAUCUUUGCAAGAGCCUGAACCCUCUUCUCCCUCCAUCCCUUGUGCACCCUCCCUGUCAGCUGAUGCACAAUCUACACUCCACCCUUCCCCUUUCUGUUGCCCCUCCUUACAUCCCUCAAGCAUGGGGCCCAGUGUCGGAGCCAGCACUACGCUGGCCGUGGCCCCCUACACCUCCUCCUUCUCCUACUCUACCACCUCCACCACUGACCAGCCCCUGGUCGAUGCACGGCACUCACUUUUGCCUGAGGAGACACAACCAGCUAGCAACCUGCCCCGUCAGGAGAGCAGACCUCAUCCAGUGAAGCCAUUAACCUCCAGCCAAUCAGAGAAGAAGGAGGGCCGUUCAGUUCUGGAGAAGUUGAAGUCUUCCAUCCACCCGGGACGCACCGCCCAGCAGGUCGCAGCCGAGCCUGAGAGGAGUCAGGAGCCGGCAGUGGACCGCUCGGCUCAGUACCAGCACCUGACCAACAUGGAGCUGAUCUCCCUGCUGCUGCAGCAGGAGAUGGACAUGCAGAAGCAGCAGGCCGCCUCCGAGCAGCAGGAGGCGCAGCUGUACAAAUGCGAGGCCGAGCUGAGAAAGGUCAAGUUACAGGUCAGAGACCUGGAGGACUACAUCGAUAAUCUCUUGCUGCGGAUCAUGGAGCAGACGCCCACGCUGCUGCAAGUGCGCACUCGACACAAGUGACGACCGUGUCGGCGUGUGUUUGGCGUGUGAUCCUCUAGAACGCUGUUUCCUCGGUUGUUAUUCCAGAAUGGGAAUCAUUGUUCUAGAGGCGAUCCAAGAAGUACUCCACACAGUCUGAUCCCACAAUCAUCCAGGUCUUCUCACUGCUAAUAACUGCCUUGUUGAUGUAGACACGAUAUUACCCAACAUGCAUGCUGGUUACUAUCCCCGAUUUGGCACGUAGCAGAAAACAGAAAUGUGAACAAGCUUCGGGUGCAAAAAGAUGAUUUCACUCAUGCUUCCUAGAAAUAAGUUUAGGUAGUCAGCUGUUGUCAGUUUAAACUUUAAACUCGCUGCUUUCUCACGUGCAUUAAAAAUAAAAACACAGGCUGGAAACUAAACACUCGGUGGAGGAGCAUUAAUGUUCCUCGGGGGUUUAAAGUAAUUUACUCUGGAAAAAUACGAUGUUAGCUCAAGUUACCUUAAAAACUGUCAAAGUACAAAAACAUUUUGAUGCAGGAUUUCCAUCUCAAACUAUUUUAUAAAGUGGUUGACUUGAGCUGAUCACAUAUUUUCAGAUUAGGAGAAUUAAAGAAAUGUCAAAAAACAAACAAAAAAAACCGUCACACAUCAUAAAACGCUGCGCUGCAAUGUGAAUAUAAAGGAAACGUUUCUGUCUGAUGAGCAAAAAAAAACAAAAAACAACAAAACAAAUGUUCAUGUUUGAAGAAUCCCGACGAGGAUGAAGACUUAAAUGUUUUUUGCAUUUUGUAUCUUUGUUUUUCAUUUUUUACAAAAAUACUGUGUUCAUAAUUCUUAUUUUCUUUUGUUACACGCUUUACAACAGCGAGAAAAAUGUUUGGAUAUAUUUUUUAGGUUUCGUUGUCCAUUUUUCUUUUUCUUCUUUUUUUGUUAAAACAGCAACAUUUUAAACGUAGUAACGACGAAAGUAUCGAUGCAGUAAAGAGUAUUUCAGUAAGUAUGCAGUAAGAGUAUUAUAAGUUAUUUCUAUAAAUACUUUUGUCAUGAUAAUAUAUUCUCUAAUAUCACUCUAGUACCACUGUAGCUACUUGCAACGCUUUACAACGACCGCAGUACUGUACUGUAAUAAAUAAAGUGCACAUGAACAACGUG